This is a messenger RNA of Myodes glareolus (Bank vole), 1283 nucleotides long. Lineage: Eukaryota; Metazoa; Chordata; Mammalia; Rodentia; Cricetidae. The record is from RefSeq and is a predicted model, not a curated record.
AAAGCUUUGCUUAGACCCUCCCCUCCCCUUUUGCCAUUAAUCCCUUUUUUUCCUAUACUGUUUCCAUUCUUGGGGACUCCAAAGCCCAGAAUAUUGUUGGGUGUCCUAAGAGAGCUUGUGGGGUGCCUGACCCAGCCCAGAAUCUAGGACAUUGUUGACUGAAUCCAACAGGAAUCUUGAAGCAGAUGGCAGGGGUUGGACCCCAAAACUGGAGCCAGAGAGGGCAGGGCAGGCUCUGAGCAUGAGGGAUGGUGUUUGGACAGAGGAAUCCGAGCCCCCUCCUCCUACCCGGGGCGGGGCCGAGCAUCCAGCUAUAAACCCAGGGGGUGCGUCACUGUCCUCAGAAGCAUCAGAUCUCCUCUGCAGCAUCAGUGGACCCAGCCUUAGGUCACUCCAGAAUGUCAGACACGGAAGAACAAGACUACGAGGAGGAGCAGGCAGAAGAUGAGGAGGCGGUGGAGGAGGAGGAAGCCCCCGAGGAACCGGAGCCGGUGGCAGAGCGAGAAGAAGAGCGCCCCAAACCCAGCCGUCCAGUGGUACCUCCUUUGAUUCCCCCGAAGAUUCCAGAAGGGGAGCGUGUGGACUUUGAUGACAUCCACCGGAAGCGCAUGGAGAAAGACUUACUGGAACUGCAGACUCUCAUUGAUGUGCACUUCGAGCAGCGAAAAAAGGAGGAGGAGGAGCUCAUUGCAUUGAAAGAUCGCAUCGAGAGGCGUCGUGCAGAGAGAGCUGAGCAGCAGCGAUUCAGAACCGAAAAGGAGCGAGAGCGGCAGGCCAAACUGGCGGAAGAGAAGAUGAGGAAGGAGGAGGAGGAAGCAAAGAAGCGAGCAGAGGACGACGCCAAAAAGAAGAAGGUUCUGUCCAACAUGGGGGCUCAUUUUGGGGGCUACCUGGUCAAGGCAGAACAGAAACGUGGGAAGCGGCAGACUGGCCGGGAGAUGAAGCUCAGGAUCCUGUCUGAGAGGAAAAAGCCCUUGGACAUUGACUACAUGGGGGAGGACCAGCUCCGAGAGAAGGCCCAGGAGCUGUCAGAAUGGAUCCACCAGCUGGAGUCAGAGAAGUUUGACCUGAUGGAGAAAUUGAAGCAACAGAAAUAUGAGAUCAAUGUGUUGUACAACCGCAUCAGCCACGCCCAGAAAUUUCGAAAGGGGGCUGGGAAGGGUCGAGUUGGAGGCCGCUGGAAGUGAGACUCCCAGGAUUUGUCCCAUUGUAUGGAGUCCAGGAGCCACUGCAAUGUGUCCCUUCUGUAACUCAAAAUAAAGGCUCGCCAGACAUCUGCUUGA